Pseudo-nitzschia multistriata is the source of this 2719-nucleotide messenger RNA. The record is from the annotation of a GenBank genome assembly. NCBI's taxonomy places the organism in Eukaryota, Bacillariophyta, Bacillariophyceae, Bacillariales, Bacillariaceae.
CGUAGCGGUACUAGUACUAGUACGCGUACUUCUUGUACGGUUAGGAACCACUACGACGCCACAUUCAACGAAACACAUCAAAACACUUCUUGUCACUGUGCGUUGGUCGGAAAUGGUCUCUGGGCUAUUUCCCAGAGCAGUGGUACUAACGAGGGCCAAGCUAAGAGACUGACGAAGGAAAACAAUUUGAAGCAGCUCCUUCCAAGAAACUUGACGUACCAUGAAUGAAUCAGCAGCCGCGAACGAAUCUCCCCCCGGUGAAACGCCGGAGCCUUCCACACAAGACGACAUCCUGCAGCUGUUGCCAGCGAAGGAAGAGGAUGGUUCAAAAAAUGAGAAUGACGUGAAUGGGUCGCAAGCCGCCCAAGACUCUCCCAUCGGUAAAUCACCAGAGCCUUCCGCACAAGACGACAUCCUGCAGCUGUUGCCAGCAAAGGAAGAGGAUGGUUCAAAAAAUGAGAAUGACGUGAAUGGGUCGCAAGCCGCCCAAGACUCUCCCAUUGGUAAAUCACCAGACCCUUCCGCACAAGACGAYAUCCUGCAGCUGUUGCCAGCGAAGGAAGAGGAUGGUUCAAAAAAUGAGAAUGACGUGAAUGGGCUGCAAGCCGCCCAAGACUUUCCCAUGGGUAAAUCACCAGACCCUUCCGCACAAGAGGAUAUCCUGCAGCUGUUGCCAGCGAAGGAAGAGGAUGGUUCGAAAAAUGAGAAUGACGUGAAUGGGUCGCAAGCCGCCCAAGACUCUCCCAUCGGUAAAUCACCGAAGCCUACCAUACGUAAGGAAGCUUCCAUGCAGUUGAUACCGACAAACCUUGGCCCUGUUUCAGAAACUGAGAAUCCCAUGAAUCAGUCGAUAUCCGUCAACGACUUGACACUCAGCGCAUCGCCCAAGCGUUCUGUUAACAAGGAGGACUCUUCACAGUGGAUGCCGACUUCACUAGAGCCUGUUUUGGAACUUGACAACUCAAUGAAUCAAUCGCUAGCGCCUCUGUCGGAACGUAACACUUCUAUGGAUCAGUCGAUAGGCAUCAACGACUUUUCAUUCAACGCAUCAUCCGUUCCUUCUUCGUUGGCGAGUGGAUCAUUUCGGUCUAUAAUGACAAAAUUAAAGCCUGUUUCGGAGGAUUUCAUGGCAAAGCUGAAUGAAUCCAUACGUAUUGAUGGAUCCAUCUCAGAUUUCAGCUACUCUGUGAAUGAUUCUGCUCGAGGUGUGAGUUUCGAUGAAGUGUAUGACAAAGAAGAAAUUCUUGGGGAGGGAGCUAUGGCCCAAGUGUUUAGAUGUGUCCAUCGGGAGAGAAACUUUUCGUAUGCGGUCAAGGAAGUUCUUGCCGAAAAUUACGACAGUCCUGAUCAAGACGUCAAGGAAGAAAUCCAUGCCUUGAAAAAAUUGAGGGAUGGCCCUUAUAUUUUAAAACUUUGGGAUGUAUUUACUGGACCCGACACUACGCAUUUGAUCAUGGAAUUGAUGGAGGGGGGGGAUCUGCUUGGUAUCCUAAUUGAUAAAGGAAAGUUUAGCGAGAGUGAAUCUCGUCGAAUAAGUCGAAAAUUGCUCGAGGCAAUUUUCUUUUGUCACAAGAAAUAUAUUGUACACAGAGAUAUCAAAUUGGAUAACAUAUUGAUAAGUGAUCGCGACAGCAACGAUGACUCAAAAAUCAAGCUUGCAGACUUUGGAUGCUCCCGUACUUUUGUUGCAGGAGAGAAGGGGCUAAAGACGCUUUGCGGCUCACCACAAUAUGCAGCUCCGGAGCUCUAUAUGCAUGAGGAUGGAUACGAUGAAAAGUGUGAUCUUUGGAGUGCAGGCAUUUGUGUGUUUGUCCUCUUAGGAGGAUAUGCACCAUUCGAUGGUGAAGGAAUGGAACUAAGAAGUGUAGUAUGCGAUGGAUAUCUACACUUCCCUUCGGAAGAUUGGGAAGGAAUAUCUGAAAACGCAAUGAAUCUGAUCAAAAGCCUUAUAGUUGUCGAUCCAGACGAAAGAGCAACGGUUGUAGAAGCCCUGGACAGCGAGUGGCUACGGCGAAGGGAUAGGGAAUCUGUUUUAAAAUAUAGAAACGUCAACAUGGACGGCUCUGUCUCCGGCACGUUUGAUGCUUGGAUCAAAUUACAACAGAAAAACGGCAUAAGCCUUAGAAAACUACCAUCUGACUCUUACCACUCCUCCCACUCGGAACUUACUGAUGACAUGAAUAAUUCAUGCCGAUCAUUCAAUGACGAGAUUCAUUAAGUCGCGUACGAAAUAUCAUCAGUUUUUAAUCAAAGCAACAUGCUAAAACUCUAGGCAGGACUUGUAGUCUAUACUCAAAGAAGUAAGUACUGUCUGCCAAAGAUUGUUUCACUGAAGUUUGCAUGCACUUCGGAAUACAGAAUACGAUGGUAUGAAUCCUACUUCCAUCCAGGCGGAAAUGUCAUUGUAGACACAAGAGAAAGUGAUCCAUUGCAUAGACCAGCAAGAGGAAACAGAACAAAAGAUCAGAACUCUUCCUAUUGAGUCUGAAGAAACGCAUGUUUGUAAUUUCCUGUCCAAUUUUCCUCUUCCGUCCUAAAUAACCAGAUAUAACUAGCCCAUUCUUGGUGGCCACAAUUUUUCACAAAAUCGAUACCGACAUACUAAUAUUUGUCUCUGGACUCACUGUUGUUACUUAUUGACAAACAUUGUGUAUCAAGACAAGUGCAGAUCUUUCUUGUUGAAACAAGAAGAACCAAGGAAGAAAGAUUUUAAUGGGCA